UUCACUUGAGCAUCAAUCAACAAAACCACAGUGUAUCUGUCUUUAUACAAGCUUUCUUCAAUUUCAACAUUCAAGAAUCAAGUGUUUGCAAAGAUGAGUUCUACAAGCAGAGCAUGGGUUGUUGCAGCUAGUAUUGGAGCUGUGGAGGCUCUGAAAGAUCAAGGUAUUUGCAGAUGGAACUACACAGUAAGGUCAGUUGUGCAGCAUGCCAAGAACCAUGUGAGGUCAGCUUCACAGGCCAAGAACCUCUCCUCUCAAUCCUCAGCUGCAAUUUCAAAGGGACUGAACAAGUAUAAACAAUCAGAAGAGUCUUUGAGGACUGUCAUGUACUUGAGCUGUUGGGGUCCCAACUGAGCCAUAAAUCUGUCAAAAUCGAUGACAAUUUACAAGGAACAUUCUUAAUUUGGGUGAAUCAUUGACUCCUGAGUGCAAGCUUUGGUCAAUCAAAACAAGGUUUGAGGACUGGGGGCAUGGCUGGGUUCUUUGCUUGCAUAAUGUAUAUAACUUACAAAUGGAUGUAAGAAAUGAGUUCUCUGUCUUCAUAUAACUAAUGAAAAGAAUUUUGAGAAUUGCUUGUUUUUCA
This is a messenger RNA of Gossypium raimondii (Peruvian cotton), 583 nucleotides long. RefSeq lists its product as uncharacterized. The record is from RefSeq and is a predicted model, not a curated record. NCBI's taxonomy places the organism in Eukaryota, Viridiplantae, Streptophyta, Magnoliopsida, Malvales, Malvaceae. The transcript has a single exon. The coding region runs from base 94 to 354 and encodes 86 amino acids.